ACGCCUCCUGUGACGUCACACGUACACGGUCUGAGGUUACACGGGGCUACUAUGAUGUUCAAACGUAUUAGCUAUCGCUGCACAUAAACAUCCUCGAAACCGGAGCGUGGAAACAAAACGAAGACACGAUCUGAACGACAACAAAAAAAAACACAAGAGAACACCGGAGCACGGAAGACGAGAUCCAUCCCGCUCGUAAUUGUGAGAUCUUGCAUUUGUUUUGAUUCCUUGAAGGAAAGAUGCAGUCGGCAAGAAUUCUGAUCAUUUUAGGCCUCCUUGUUCCUCAGUGCGCAUUGGGCGCCCCAACCCAACAAGCAAUGCAAUUCCUCGAGGCCAUGGGCAGCAAGUACAAAAACCCAACAGUCUACGCAGUUCGCUUAGACUCAGAUGUCAGCUUAGACUGCGAUACGAACGAGCGCUCAGUUGUGGUCACCCUGUGGCACAGGAUGAGACCUUCUGAUACCUUCAGGCAGGUUCCUGAACAGGAAGGAAAAGUGAACAAGAAAAAGCCCGGGAAAUUCACCGUGCUCAAAGUCACUCUGGAAGACAUAGGGUUCUAUCAGUGUAGAGCUCUGAGUGAUAGCAAACAAGAAAUCACCAGGGAUUUUGUUGUUAUCAUUUCUGCUUCCCCAAGUCUGGUAAUGUCCCCAGAGGUCCUUCUGGAACGCAAAGUGUCAGGCAGUGAUGUUAGGAUAUCAUGCGAAACUACUGCCAAUCAGCGCAUUAAGUGGUUCUAUUACCCAACCAAUGAAGACCCGUCACAGAAGCAGAUGAUUCAGCACUCUAACAAAUACCAUGUGUCUAGCGUCACAGAAAGUGCUGGUUAUGGAUCCAUUAAUGUCACAAUAACCAAAAGCACUCUCACCAUUGUCAACGCCCAGGUUGCUGAGAGCGGUCAUUACGAAUGCAGUCUAGGAAAACCGUUUGAAUAUCUGUACAGGAAUAACCAUCUAGUUGUAACAGACCCCACUGCACCGGUAUUCAGCACCAACUCAGAAACCAUCACGGCCGCGCCCAAUACCCCAGUCUUCCUCGGAUGUAAGCCUAAUGGUUACCCUAAACCCACAAUCAAGUGGAAAUAUACCCCACAUAUGCAGAAGGCAAUGUUUAUUAAACUCUGCACCCGUAUCCACAUUGAAAGAUGCACUGAUGAGGAUUUCAUCCAAGCUACAGAUGGUAUCAUAGUAGAGCGACCUGAUGUGAGCUACCACAAUGGAAUGUUCAGUUGCAUUGCAACCAAUUCCUAUGGUAUCGGGCAGAAAGACUUUUCCAUCAAAGUCCCACAUGCCCCUGAGAUAGACAGAGACAAGACUCCUACAAGAAUCUUCCGACCUCCUGGUCCUACAAGUAUAACUGUGUUCCUAAAGCACACUGGUUACCCUACCCCAGGAUUCAAAUGGGAGUUUAUUCCCGUAUUUGAUUAUAACUACAUACCCAAGCAAGAUGACUGGAGAGUAUUUGGAAAGGAGUAUACUGCAGAUAACAUUGUCGCAGUACCUGACUUCAUUUCUAUUGGAGCAUUGUUUAGACUAACUGUUACCAACAAGAUGGGCUCUGAUAGUAUUGCUAUAGCAUUCUACAGGAAGUGGUGAAAUAAGAUGGACUCUGAUAGAAUGCAUUCUACAGGCAGUAGUGAAACAAGAUGUGGGCUCUGAUACAGUACAUAGUAUGGUUCUCACCUUUUAAAGGCAUUAGGUAAUUGCAAAACAAAUCCAAGCAAAUAAACAGCCCCAUGGUUUAGCAUUGUCUCCUGGUCAUCAAUUUAUUUAGUGUAUAUCUCAGUUUUCGGUAGUUAACUGGUAGACAAAACGGAUCAUCAACACAGCCAAUUUCUGUUUCUGAUGAGGAUCCAAGCUGACCAGUCAAGAAAAACGAACCGUUUAGAUUGUUUGAUAGAGAUUUUCUAAAUUGUACAGUACAUAGUCAUAUAUAACCAGAUGGUGAUCAUUAUUGAUUAUGUUUAUUUCAGUUUCUACAAAACAUCAUUAUGUAUAAUUAUCAACUUUUUUAAGUAAAGUAAUGUUUCAUAUAA
Messenger RNA from Nematostella vectensis (starlet sea anemone), 2032 nucleotides. RefSeq names its product hemicentin-2. Bases 240 to 1592 code for a protein of 450 amino acids. The record is from RefSeq and is a predicted model, not a curated record. The transcript is spliced from 6 exons. Lineage: Eukaryota; Metazoa; Cnidaria; Anthozoa; Actiniaria; Edwardsiidae.